Messenger RNA from Lecanosticta acicola, 1717 nucleotides. The record is from the annotation of a GenBank genome assembly. Lineage: Eukaryota; Fungi; Ascomycota; Dothideomycetes; Mycosphaerellales; Mycosphaerellaceae.
AUGAGAGGCUUCGGCAUUGCGUCCGCGGCCAUCGCGGCCACCAGCUUCUUCGCCAACAGCGCUCUCGCCGCCGACCUGCCUUCCAUCGUUAUCAAGGGUUCCAAGUUCUUCUACGAGAACAACGGCACGCAGUUGUAAGUUCCGGCCCAGCCAGUGUCAGCACGCCCGUCGUCUCGUCUGACACAAUAGUCACAGUUUCAUCCGAGGUGUUGCCUACCAGCAGGACUACUCGGGGGGUGGAAGCAAUGGAAACGGCUCCGACACAAGCACACAGACAUACAAAGACCCUCUGACCGACGCCGACCAGUGCAAGCGCGACAUUCCAUACCUUCAGCAGCUCCAGACCAACACUAUCCGCGUCUACGCCAUCAACCCAGACGAGAACCACGAUGACUGCAUGCAGCAGCUUGCCGCCGCCGGCAUCUACGUCGUUGCCGAUCUGUCUGCCCCGGUAGACGGCGAAUCCAUCAACCGCGACUCCCCAACAUGGGACGACUCUCUCUACGAGCGCUACACCUCUGUCAUUGACUCCAUGGCCAACUACACCAACGUUCUCGGCUUCUUCGCCGGUAACGAGGUCUCCAACGCACCGAACAACACCGACGCGAGUGCCUUCGUGAAGGCGGCAGUCCGUGACAGCAAGGCAUACAUCAAGGCUAGAAACUACAGGACCAUUGGUGUGGGUUAUGCCACCAACGAUGAUGCCGACAUCCGUGUCAACAUGGCCGACUACUUCAACUGCGGCGACACUGCAAGCGCAAUCGAUUUCUGGGGUUACAACGUCUACUCAUGGUGCGGCAAGUCUAGCUUCCAGCAGUCGGGAUACGAAGACCGCACCAAGGAGUUCUCCACCUACUCUGUUCCCGUCUUCUUUGCUGAGUACGGUUGUAACGAAGUCCAGCCACGUCUCUUCACCGAGGUUGGUGCGCUCUUCGGAGACGAGAUGACUGGUGUGUGGUCCGGCGGUAUUGUCUACAUGUACUUCCAGGAAGCCAACGACUACGGUCUCGUCUCUAUCGAUGGCAGCUCGGUCAGCACUCUCACCGACUUCAACAACCUCAAGACCGAGAUGGCCAAGGCUUCUCCCACUGGCGUCAACUCUGCCUCUUACACCCCAAGCAACUCUGCUGCGGCCUGCCCUACCACCUCUGACUGGGCCGCCAAGGCAUCCCCUCUCCCACCAUCGCCAAACAAGGAGCUCUGCAACUGCAUGUACAACUCGCUGAGCUGCACCAUCAAGUCCUCCGUCAGCUCUGAUGACUACGAAGACCUCUUCGGAACGGUCUGUGGCUACGGCUCCACUUGCGCUGGUAUCGCCCACAACGCCACCACUGGCAAGUACGGUGCCUACGGCAUGUGCAACUCCACGGAGCAGCUCGCCUUCGCUUUCAACCAGUACUACAUCGCUCAGAACAAGGCCUCCACCGCCUGUGACUUCAACGGCGCGGCUCAGGUCAAGAACGCCCAGUCUGCUUCUGGCUCUUGCAGCUCGCUUAUGGCGCAAGCUGGAACCGCCGGUACUGGAACUGUCACCGCUUCUCCCACUGCCAAUGCUGCUCAACAGAGUGGCUCCAGCGGCUCCAGCGGCUCCAGCAGCUCUUCCUCGGGUGCUGCUGGUCCUAUCGCUGCCAUUCCCAGCACCCAUGUCAGCAUGCUGCCAGUCGCAUUCAUGGUCGCCCUCGCCGUGACGUCGGGCAUGGGCAUGAUUCUGUUGUAA